UCAAUUCCACUUGUUAGGUUAGAUUUCAUGUAUGCCUUUCCUUUUUCAAAGAGAACCUUAGAUUUGAUGCUUAAUUAAUUCCUUUGUUUAAAUAGAAACGUAUUUUAUGUAUUCUUUUUGAUCUAGCGAAUAUCACAAAAGCUUGAAGUUAGGAAGAUUUAAUUAAUUAAUUGCUGAUAUUUUUGUUUUGUUGUUGUUUACUUUGGUUUAGAUUUUUUAUGUGGAUAAGUGAUGAGAGGAGAUGGUUUUACUAAUAUUAGCCCUAUUCUAUCUAAAACUUCAAAAUUCAACAUUCGAUCUCUUCUUCUUACUAGUUAAAUUAUUCCUUUCAAUUCCGUAGGGAUUUAAAAGACCACUUAGGCAUAUAUACCAACAAUCCUAUAAAUUACACCCCCAAACACAUAAAACUCUCACCACCAGCCAAAUUAUCAAAGUCACCCAAAACACACACAAAAUACACAUCAAGAUUAGGAAAAUGAGUUCCAUACAACAACUUUCUGUGCACAGGACCAACUCCAAGGUCAUUACAGAGAAGAGAAGAUCAGUCACAAUCCCUUCGAAUAAGCUAGAGAGCAAGCCAACGAUUCAUGAUGUCGACAAAUGCGCCGAACCUUUCAUCCAAAACUUCCGGCGACAGCUUCUUCUUCAGUGCGAUAACAUCCUCCGGCCCUAGAGGAGGUCUUUGAUACAUAUAUUACUGUUACGUAAAAUAGAUGUAGCAUGUCAGAGAUAACAUGUCUUAUUUGACUUAUCUUCCUAAGCUUAGGCGAUUUCAAAUGUAUUAUGACAUUUCUUAUAAAAUCAUAAU
Molecule: messenger RNA, 808 nt
Organism: Camelina sativa (false flax)
Lineage: Eukaryota; Viridiplantae; Streptophyta; Magnoliopsida; Brassicales; Brassicaceae
Source: RefSeq, a predicted model, not a curated record